AUGUCGGUAAAGCGAAUGUCGUCUGACAGAUCGGAGUCAGAAACGUUGAGGUACCACCACCCGGCCUCGAGUGACAAACAUUCCAAUUCCCAAGGCACACGACACAAAUGGGCAGAGCAGAGAAGAAAUCUGAAGACGGUAUACGGCAAUGAUCUUUGUUCGGAUGUCCUUUCCGGGCUCGCAGCAGCAGCAGGGCCCACUGCCGCCGGGCGCGCGGGCGAGGGCGAUGCGAGCAUGGCUCGAGGAGAGGGGGCGAUGGGGGCGGGCUUAUGCGACUGCAUUGUCGGCUCUUUCGGCAUUGAGGCUCAUGAUGGACGAGCAAGGGGCACUCGAGCGGGAAGGCGAGCAGGGAUCGGACGCGCUCAUGCGAAGGCUGGGCGAUGCAGUCCCACGGAAACGCGGCGCAGAUCGAUGGGAUCCGAGUCGGCUACUCGCUCGACCGCCAACACCAGCGCCCAGAUAUCCGGCCCGCUUCCGCCCUCUCGACGUCUCGAUCGUUCGUCGUCGAAUCCAUGCGCACGAAAUCGGCUCCGAAUCGCGAGUCCAAGAACUUAUGCUGCCGCGGCAGCCGACGCACCACCAGCGCCAGCGCCAGCGUUUCGUUUUGUCAAGCAACUUCUCGAAAAAGAAAAUACAAGAAGCAGUACGAUCCGUAUAAUGAUGCGGCUUUUUCUUUCUCCUGUUCUCUUUUCGUCUGUCAUGGCGGCAUGGCUUCGCUCGUCGCCCAUCGUGAUUUAUUUCUUCGCUGCCGGGGCUCCCCCGCAAUUCACCGCCGUCCAACAUUCGACUCGUCCACGUCCACGUCCCCGUCCCGCCCCGCGUAUAUACCCCCGAUCGGCGUAG
Marchantia polymorpha subsp. ruderalis is the source of this 843-nucleotide messenger RNA. The record is from the annotation of a GenBank genome assembly. NCBI's taxonomy places the organism in Eukaryota, Viridiplantae, Streptophyta, Marchantiopsida, Marchantiales, Marchantiaceae.